Prunus dulcis (almond) is the source of this 1480-nucleotide messenger RNA. Its product is annotated as leucine-rich repeat extensin-like protein 3. The record is from RefSeq and is a predicted model, not a curated record. Gene Ontology annotation, biological process: regulation of defense response to fungus. The transcript has 3 exons. NCBI's taxonomy places the organism in Eukaryota, Viridiplantae, Streptophyta, Magnoliopsida, Rosales, Rosaceae. Bases 449 to 1165 code for a protein of 238 amino acids. Gene Ontology annotation, molecular function: metal ion binding.
AUACAAAACUUGGCAACUUUUAGCUAUCGAAGAAAGCCACCAUCACUACCCUCAUAUAACGACAGCUUCAAUGAUCAUACAAUGAAAUGAAAUCAACCUCCAAUAACUACGUGUUCAAAUCCCAUUGGACCUUUGUGUACGAUAUACAUUGUGCUCACAUCUUUCCACUCUUUCUUAGCAAGCACUUUGUCAUAAUUUAUAAACUCAUAAUAAACAUCUUGAAUCACAUCAAAUCUUGCUCCUCUCCUUCUCUUCCUCUCUGCUCUCUCUCCUCUUCUACCGAAUUCCUCAAUUAUAUAUAUAUAUAUAUAUACAAGUUGGUCCCGUGAGUUCCAGUCCCAUUCAAUCAUUUCACUUGAGGUUCAGAUCUGAGACGCACUCACACUGCAAUGGCAGAAAAAGAAAAGAAAUUCUUGAUUGGAGUUUGUUUAUUGUCCCCUAAUUGUAAAUGGGUUCACUUCAGGAGACGAUAAUGGUGCUGAAGGUGGACCUUCAGUGUCACAAAUGCUAUAAGAAGGUCAAAAAAGUUCUCUGCAAAUUCCCUCAAAUACGAGACCAGAUAUACGACGAGAAGAAUAACCAGGUGAUCAUCAAAGUGGUAUGCUGCAGUCCAGAGAAGAUAAGGGACAGGAUAUGCUGCAAAGGUGGGGGAGCCAUCAAGGGCAUUGAGAUCAAAGAGCCUGAGAAGCCCAAACCACCACCGCCGGCAGACAAACCCAAACCACCACCGCCGGCAGACAAACCCAAACCACCACCGCCGGCAGACAAACCCAAACCACCACCGCCCGAAGACAAACCCAAACCACCACCGCCGGUCAAACCCAAACCACCACCGCCCGAAGACAAACCCAAACCACCGCCGGCAGACAAACCCAAACCACCGCCGGCAGACAACCCCAAACCUCCACCUCCACCGGCGCCUGUUCCUAUAUGCUACCCACCGCCUAACGUGAACGCGUGCUGUAUGGAUUGUUACCAUGGGCAUCCCGGUGGGCCAUGCCAGACUGGCUAUGGUGGAGUAGCCCCAUACAUCCAGUAUGAUGGUUACUAUGGAAGGCCUGUGUACGACAGUUAUGGCGGUGGCAGGAGCUACAAUACCAACUAUUGUGUUGCCCGCUCUGACUGUUUCAGUGAAGAAAAUCCCCAAGGCUGCACAGUCAUGUGACUUCCCAUAUGGUGCACUGCGGAAUAUUGUUGAGGUCAAGUUCAUUUGGGUUUGGAGUUUCAGGGACAUAAAUUAAAUAUAUGUAAAUCAUCUUCAAUCUUUCAUUUUAUGUUUAAUUAGCAGCAGUCCAGUGUUGGUGUUGGUUUAGUUUAUAGGAGAAGAAAAGUGAUCAAUAAAGUUGGUUGUUGAUGGUGGUGGAGGACUAAGUCACAAUCAGGUUAUUAUUCGUUGUACCUACAUACAUUACAUGAAGAUGAAUGAAGUUGCUGCUGCUACAAUUUUCAAUGCAAUAAUAAACAAGUUUCCAUUGCACAA